AUGGACUCCCACUCGAGGCGGAGGCACGCUCCGCUGUGGCCGCCGUUUAAACAAUCGUAUCGACAAUUGGGUUCGACCGAACAUGUGAACCUAACACCUCUCGCGGCGACAACCGGUGGCUCUUCGCAGAGGUCGAGUCUCCCUAAUAGCGCGGACAUGUUCAGUCCAGAUUUCAACAACAGCAGGACCGCCUAUACCCCGGACCCGAUGCAGCACGGCACGCCGACCGCACUGCUCAAGAAGCCAUCCCGCAAGUCUUCAGGCUUGUCGCGCAGGAGAAGGUGGUUCGGUCAAGGAUGGCGGGCGAGCUCAAAGAUAGCUUUGGGUUGCGCGGUGACGGUCUUGAUCACCAACAUCUGUCUGACCAUCGGCAUCGUGACGACCGGGGUGAAAAUGAUGGACGGGGUGUACAUGGUCUACGAGGGGAGUUGCAGCAAAACCCAGACAAAGGACAGCUGGGUUCACUUGUGCCUCAACAUCGUUGCCACGUUACUACUGGCCAGUUCCAACUAUUGCAUGCAACUACUCACGUCUCCGACCCGAAGCGAGGUCGACAAGGCUCACGCGAAGCGCAAAUGGCUCGACAUUGGUAUACCGAGUAUUCGCAAUUUAGGGUCACUGAGGAAGAAGAAGGUCGCCCUGUGGUGGAUACUGGCCAUUUCAUCCGUGCCGCUUCAUCUAGUAUACAACUCGGUAUUCUAUUCGGCCCUCGCAACCAACAAUUACAGCAUCCUUUACGCAUCACAGGGUUUUGUCGACCAAUCGGCGGCGUACAACGAAACCGAAUUUCCCAACACGCAAGAUCUGAACGUCACGGACGUGCAAUCCAGAGCCAAAUCAUUCGACCGCCUCGACAACAAAGAUUGCAUCCACGCCUACGCGCGAGAUUUUGUCGAAGACCGCCGCAACGUGAUUGUCGUGGUCAAAGAUCCGCCGGCCGACAAGGGAUCCCUUUUCAAGGUCGCACAGAAUGAUUUCCCCGAAGUCAUCACGCCGAAAUACAACCCCUUUUCAUGGAUUUGCGACAACCCGAACGUCGUGAACGAGACGGGUGCUUGUUGUGAGAACAAAUACGGAUUCGUGCCUUGCCACAAGAUCACCCCCAAACUGGUUGACGUGGCAGCUUCAUGGUCGACGGGCGGUUUCGAGGUGGACCACUGCCUCUCCGAGAUUGUCGAGUCACGAUGCCAUCUCCAUUUCUCCUUGGACCUCAUGGGCGUCGUGCUGACGUUCAACAUCCUCAAGGUCAUCGGGAUAAGCUUCGUCGCUCUCUGGAUGGGCGAGUCGCCCCUCGUCAACAUCGGAGACGCCAUCCAAUCUUUCCUCCGGCAUCCAGACCGCACCACCGAAGGGAUGUGCCUGUCCAGCCACGAGAGCGUGGUCGCGUCGGCCAAACUCGGCAGCAGCGGCUACGCGGCCAUGACGGUGCCGACACGGUACAACCCAAAGCAACGCCGCUACUUCCACGCGGCGACGUGGAACCAGUGGUUAUUCCUGACGGCCCUCUUCGUCCUCGUGUUCGUCGGCACAUCCGUGUGUCUGGGACUCGGGAUCCGUCAUCUGGUCGGCGACAAGACCAUCGCCAACGCCUGGUCGAUCGGGUUCGGCAACGUCAAGCCCGAGAACCUCGUCAUGGGCCUGAGCAUAGGGUACGGGGACAAGUCGAUCGCGGUGUCUACUCUCAUCGCCAACACACCUCAGGCCAUUUUCUCCUUCUUGUACGUCUGCUACAACGCCUUAUUCACCGUCAUGUUCCUGUCGCGGGAACUGUCGAGGUUCAGCGUCACGGCUGGCCGGGGCCGCAAGUACCUUCGCGUCACCGACCCCGAGGGGGAACAAAAGGGAACCUACUUUCUCAGUCUCCCUUACAAGUAUGGAAUACCGUUGCUGUCCGCCUCGGGUCUGGUGCACUGGUUGGUGUCGCAGAGCGUGUUUCUGGCAAACAUCUCCAUCAUCCCUCCCGACGGCUCCCAACCCAUGCAGGACGAGAUCACCACCGUGGCCUAUUCACCCAUCGCCAUGCUGUUUAUCCUUUUUGUCGUGUUGGGCCUGUUGGUUUUCCUGAUCGUCACGGCAGCACGAAAAUUACCCUUUGGUAUGCCUUUGAUCGGCAGCAAUUCCAUCGCCAUCAGUGCCGCCUGUCAUCCUCCCCUUCUUUACGGCGGCGGUGCUGAUGACCAGGGCCAACGGGAGGACAUGGUCAUGAGACCUCUGAACUGGGGUGCCGUUCCGGUUCCAGGGAAGGUGGGUGGUGGUGGUGGUGACUUGGGCAUUCGAGGUGUUGUUCACUUGGAUCGUACGUCGGGUCAUGGCACUUUUCAUGAUGUCGAUGGGUAUGAUUAUGAUGAUCAGAAUAUUGGUCAUUGUUGUUUUAGUGAUCAACCCUUGGUGUCUCCUGAGAGGGGCAAACUUUAUGCCUAG
This is a messenger RNA of Exophiala oligosperma, 2421 nucleotides long. RefSeq lists its product as uncharacterized. The transcript has 3 exons. The record is from RefSeq and is a predicted model, not a curated record. Lineage: Eukaryota; Fungi; Ascomycota; Eurotiomycetes; Chaetothyriales; Herpotrichiellaceae. Bases 1 to 2421 code for a protein of 806 amino acids.